This is a messenger RNA of Cariama cristata (Red-legged seriema), 2448 nucleotides long. RefSeq names its product solute carrier family 6 (neutral amino acid transporter), member 15 (gene SLC6A15). Gene Ontology annotation, biological process: sodium ion transmembrane transport; L-leucine transport. NCBI's taxonomy places the organism in Eukaryota, Metazoa, Chordata, Aves, Cariamiformes, Cariamidae. The record is from RefSeq and is a predicted model, not a curated record. The transcript has 11 exons. Bases 195 to 2384 code for a protein of 729 amino acids. Gene Ontology annotation, cellular component: plasma membrane. Gene Ontology annotation, molecular function: proline:sodium symporter activity.
AGAUACUUUCAGUAGAAGAAACAUUCAGAAACAGAAGUCCUUACUCUUGAUUCCGUGGUAUCAAGGGCUCGUCAGGCACCGUCUUCAGUCUAUUUCUUCAGUAUUUGUGGCCAAGCAGAGGGAGAGCUUGCUUCAGCGCUUGUCCAUCUGUCUCAGCUGAACUUGACUUCCUCACUGUGUUUCUCGUGUUACAAAUGCCUAAGAACAGCAAGGUAGUGAAAAGAGAACUAGAUGAUGAGGUCAUUGAGUCAGUUAAGGACCUUCUUUCCAAUGAAGACUCUUCAGAUGAUGCCUUUAAGAAGAGUGAACUUAUGGUUGGCGAUCGGGAAGAAAAAGAUGUAGAUGUUGAAGAAGGCUCGGAUGUAGAAGAUGAAAGACCUGCUUGGAACAGCAAACUCCAAUAUAUUCUGGCACAAGUUGGAUUUUCUGUGGGAUUGGGGAAUGUGUGGCGAUUCCCGUAUCUGUGUCAGAAAAAUGGUGGAGGUGCCUAUCUUGUGCCGUACUUAAUCCUGCUACUGAUAAUAGGGAUUCCACUCUUUUUCUUGGAGCUUGCUGUGGGGCAGAGAAUCCGCCGAGGGAGUAUUGGUGUGUGGAAUUAUAUCAGCCCCAAACUUGGAGGAAUUGGAUUUGCAAGCUGCGUAGUAUGUUUUUUUGUGGCCCUGUACUACAAUGUCAUUAUUGGAUGGAGUCUGUUUUACUUUUCCCAGUCUUUUCAGCAUCCAUUACCGUGGGACCAGUGUCCUUUAGUUAAAAAUACAUCUCAUACCUUUGUGGAGCCAGAGUGUGAAAAAAGUUCUGCAACUACUUAUUACUGGUACAGAGAAGCGCUGAAUAUUUCCAGCUCUCUGUCAGAGAGCGGGGGUUUAAAUUGGAAGAUGACUAUCUGCUUGCUGGCUGCCUGGGUCAUGGUAUGCCUAGCCAUGAUCAAAGGCAUUCAGUCUUCAGGCAAAAUCAUGUAUUUUAGUUCCCUUUUUCCUUAUGUGGUACUUUUAUGCUUUCUGAUCAGAGGACUGCUCCUUAAUGGGUCAGUAGAUGGAAUUCGUCACAUGUUCACACCUAAGCUUGAAAUAAUGCUGGAGCCCAAGGUCUGGAGAGAAGCUGCUACUCAGGUGUUCUUUGCCUUAGGGCUUGGAUUUGGUGGAGUCAUUGCCUUUUCAAGCUACAACAAGAGAGACAACAACUGCCAUUUUGAUGCUGUACUGGUGUCCUUCAUCAAUUUUUUCACUUCUGUGCUGGCAACUUUGGUGGUGUUUGCAGUUCUGGGCUUCAAAGCCAAUAUCAUAAAUGAAAAAUGUGUUAUCCAAAAUUCAGAGAAGAUUUUAAAACUUUUGAAAAUAGGCAAUCUGAGCCAGGAUAUGAUCCCCCAUCAUAUCAAUUUCUCAAGCAUUACAGCAGAAGAUUACAAUUUAGUUUAUGACAUUAUUCAGGAAGUUAAAGAAGAAGAGUUUGAUUCUCUCGGUCUGAAAUCUUGUCAAAUUGAAGAUGAACUUAACAAGGCUGUUCAAGGAACUGGUUUAGCUUUUAUUGCCUUUACAGAAGCAAUGACCCACUUCCCUGCUUCUCCGUUCUGGUCAGUCAUGUUCUUCCUCAUGUUGGUAAAUUUGGGACUUGGAAGUAUGUUUGGAACCAUUGAAGGCAUCAUCACACCCAUUGUUGAUACCUUCAAAGUCAGGAAAGAAAUUCUUACUGUCAUCUGCUGCUUGGUAGCGUUUUUUAUUGGCCUGAUCUUCGUGCAGCGCUCUGGAAAUUAUUUUGUGAUGAUGUUUGAUGACUACUCAGCUACUCUGCCCCUGCUUAUUGUGGUCAUUUUGGAGAAUAUUGCAGUCACACGAAUUUAUGGAAUAGACAAAUUUAUGGAGGAUCUGAAGGAUAUGCUUGGUUUUUCUCCAAGCCAGUAUUAUUACUACAUGUGGAAGUUUGUUUCACCUUUAGUAUUGUUGUGUUUGCUGGUAGCUAGCAUUGUCCAAAUGGGAUUAAGUCCUCCUGGCUACAAUGCUUGGAUUGAAGAUACGGCUAUGGAACAAUUCCACAGCUAUCCAACAUGGGGAAUGAUUGUCUGUAUAUCUCUGAUGGUGUUGGCCAUACUGCCGGUCCCAAUAGUCUUCAUGGUGCGCCGUUGCAACCUUAUCGAUGACAGCUCUGGUAGUUUGGCAUCUGUAUCCUACAAAAGAGGCCGAAUAAUAAAGGAACCUGUUAAUCUGGAGGGAGAUAAUACAAGUCUGAUUCAUGGGAAGAGUCCAAGUGAAGUGCCGUCUCCAAAUUUUGGCAAAAACAUAUAUCGAAAACAGACUGGAUCACCAACUCUGGACACUGCUCCAAAUGGACGUUACGGUAUUGGGUACCUGAUGGCAGAUAUGCCUGAUAUGCCGGAGUCUGAUUUGUAACUGCAGAAAAAAAUAAAAUGCUGUUUCUUUUUCCUCUCUCACUGAUCAUGGCUCUCCUAGGAGA